UUAUGGAAAAGAAUGUGUCUGAAUUUACGUGUGGAAUGAAUAUUCAACCGGUAACUCCAACCCACAGAUGUCAAGGAUCCCGCUAAAGCCAUUGUCUGCCUGUUAAACGCACUAACCGUGCGUGCUCCCACCACCGGUAACCGCUCUGAACGGCUGCCUGAGUCCACAUACCCCCACCUUCACUUCCAGGAUCCUUCCUGAUUCAUGGAUCCCUAUUCUGCGGUACAUUAAUAUUCACAUCCCUCUUCAAUCAGCUUCUAAUCUUCAACUGACAACCCUUUCUUCUCCACUUCUCUCUGCACCACGCCUCCUAAGGCCACCAGUCGGAGGUUUUAGUGGAAAACUUGUCCGAAAUUAAUCAUCUUUCUGUAGCUUGUACGAAGAGUUGGGAUAAUUUUGGUGCCUUUCAUGCUCAGUUCUGAUUAGUUGUAUAUGGUCAUGGAGCCACGACAAAAUGGAUUCUCUAAUCACAUCAAUGGUUUCAGUUUGUAUGAUGAUGAUAUCUUACCCAUCUUUGAUCAAAGUUCAGCCCUCACAAAUGGAUACAAAUAUAAAGACGAACCUUUAGAUUUAAGCUUCUUGGAGAUUCCUUACACUCCACCAGAUCCUAACACUGGUUCUUCAAGUGUAUCCCCAGACAUCCCUUCACAAGAGGAAUCUCCAGAUGAAUUCAACGAAUGUGUUUUCAACUUCAUAGACCAGAUUCUUGUUGAAGAAGAUGAAGAGGGGAUACAAAGCUUGUUUUGUGACCCUUUAGAACUACAAGCCACCGAAAGAUCUUUAUAUGAAGCCUUAGGUGAACAAUAUCCCUCUCCUUCUCCACAACAUACAUUACCCCCAAAUCUUGAAACCUCAGAAGAGAAUGAGAAUACAAACAGCAGCACGAGUCACAGCAACUCAACUCAACACGAUUGGCCCAGUGGUUAUACUUUUGACUCAUUAUCACCCGUUACACAAACUCAAACUCUUGAUUACCACCCGUUCAUGUCAUUCAAUGAUGUCAAUGGCAAUAUGAAUCAAAUGCUAAAUACACACAUGGCACAAAAUAUAUUCACAGAUACCGAAUCUAUCAAGCAAUUCAAUAAAGGUAUGGAAGAAGCUAGUAAAUUCCUACCUUCUACAAAGCCUCUAGUUAUCGAUUUGGAUCAAUACGACUUACCUCAAGAUUCACCUCAAGAUUCAACAAACCCACCUCCAGAAGCUGUAGUCAAGAUUGAAAAAGUUGAAAAAGUAGAAAAAGAAAAACCUUCAUCCAAUUCCAAUGGUGUAGUUAUUAAAGGAAGGAAGCAUCAUCAGUUAGAUGACAACAGUUAUGAAGAAGAAAGAAGCAGCAAACAAUCUGCUGUUUAUGUUGAAGAAAACGAAUUAUCCGAAAUGUUCGAUCGUGUACUUCUCGGAGCCGAUACAAACUGCAACUCCACACCAUGUUCUGAAAAAGAAAAACCACAACAAAAUGGUAAUAACAACACCCGAAAUACCAAAAAAACCCCUACAAAAACCGUUGACCUUUCUACCCUUUUAGUCAACUGUGCCCAAGCGGUCGCCGCCGGCGACCGCCGCACCGCCACCGAACAACUCCACCUCAUAAAACAACACGCGUCAACUUCCGGCGAUGCUUCCCAGAGACUAGCUCACGUAUUCGCCACCGGAAUCGAAGCCCGCUUAGCUGGCACCGGGUCCCAGCUCUAUGCAGUCAAAACCGCCAUGCGGAUCACAGCUACCGAAAAGCUACAAGCGUAUCAAGUCUACCUUUCCGCUUGCCCUUUCAAAAAAAUCGCGUUUACAUUCGCCAACAAAUCAAUAUACGAUGCAGCUUCAACGGCUUCAAUCAUUCAUAUAGUCGACUUCGGAAUCGCGUACGGAUUCCAAUGGCCCAUUUUCAUCAAACAUCUUUCGGAGCGACCCGGCGGGCCUCCGAAGCUCCGGAUCACCGGAAUUGAAUUCCCGCAACCGGGAUUCCGCCCGGCCGAACGGUUAGAGGAAACCGGACGCCGGUUAUCCAACUACUGUGACCGCUUCAACGUCCCGUUUGAGUACAAUUCCAUCGCGAGCCAAAACUGGGAGACGAUUAAAAUCGAAGAGUUAAAGCUUCAAAGACAUGAAUUCGUAGCAGUCAACAGCUUGAUCCGAUUCCAUAACUUGUUAGAUGAAACGGUUUCGGUGGAUAGUCCACGAGACAAGGUUUUGAAAUUGAUACACGAAAUGAAGCCUGAUAUUUUCGUUCACGCGGUGAUUAACGGGUUUUACAGUGCUCCGUUUUUCGUGACCCGUUUCAAGGAGACGCUUUUUCAUUACUCUGCUUUGUUUGACAUGUUUGAUGCGACUAUUGAAAGAGGGAAUUACGAGAGGUUGAAUUUUGAGAAGGAGUUUUAUGGGCGUGAAGCGAUGAAUGUGAUUGCGUGUGAAGGUGGUGAACGGGUGGAAAGGCCGGAAUCGUAUAAACAGUGGCAGGUGAGGAUUUCGCGGGCCGGGUUUAAGAUGAAACCGUUGGAUCGGGAGCUUGUUUCGAAGUUGAGAUGUAAGCGGGUCGGGUAUCAUAAGGAUUUUGUGUUUGAUGAAGAUGGGAAAUGGAUAUUGCAAGGAUGGAAAGGGAGGGUGUUGUAUGCUAGCUCUUGUUGGGUCCCGGCUUAAAGAUGGAAACAUUUGGAGGAGGCUUUUGGAUUAAGAGGGUUAUGAAAUUUGAUGAGAUGUGUUUUAAGUCAUGUAUCAUAUGUUGUUAUGUUUUUUGUAUGGUUAACAUCUGAUAGACGUGAGCCUAGACUCAUCGAUUUACUAAUGUAACAUAUAUAUAAAUAUGUUUUUGGUAGAAGGCUAAAGGAAUAUUAAUAUA
Lactuca sativa (garden lettuce) is the source of this 2830-nucleotide messenger RNA. Its product is annotated as scarecrow-like protein 34. Lineage: Eukaryota; Viridiplantae; Streptophyta; Magnoliopsida; Asterales; Asteraceae. The record is from RefSeq and is a predicted model, not a curated record.